Impatiens glandulifera is the source of this 1931-nucleotide messenger RNA. RefSeq names its product dol-P-Glc:Glc(2)Man(9)GlcNAc(2)-PP-Dol alpha-1,2-glucosyltransferase. Bases 299 to 1831 code for a protein of 510 amino acids. Gene Ontology annotation, cellular component: endoplasmic reticulum. Gene Ontology annotation, biological process: protein N-linked glycosylation; dolichol-linked oligosaccharide biosynthetic process. The transcript has 9 exons. The record is from RefSeq and is a predicted model, not a curated record. Lineage: Eukaryota; Viridiplantae; Streptophyta; Magnoliopsida; Ericales; Balsaminaceae. Gene Ontology annotation, molecular function: dolichyl pyrophosphate Glc2Man9GlcNAc2 alpha-1,2-glucosyltransferase activity.
AGAAAGAAGAAAAACGUUCCUGGUUCGCGAAGGGGGAGCACGACCGCGGCAGCCGCACGAGGAGAUCGAACUUGGGGCUGGAAACUGAGUCUAGACCAUUCCUGGAUGCGAUUCCGUGCGAAAGGGUACGAUUGGAAGAAAAAAAAGUAGAGUUGCUCUGAGGGUCGACACUUCUGCUGGCUGGUUGCUACCUAGACCGGCUACUACAGUUUACAGAAUCAAACAGACGAUAUACAUGGACUACUUCUUCCUCUUCAAAUCAUUUUGGUGAUCGAAUCUAGUCUCUAAAGAGAGAGGGAUGGGGAGAAUAGCAGUUGCCUUAAUUGUGAGCUCGUGGGUUAUUCCUAUCUCCAUCCUCGUCAAUCACAUUGUUCCUGACCCUUACAUGGAUGAGAUAUUCCACGUGCCUCAGGCGCAGCAAUAUUGCAAGGGAUAUUUCACUAGUUGGGAUCCUAUGAUCACAACUCCUCCUGGAUUGUACUAUGUUUCACUUGCCUAUGUUGGUUCUCUGUUUCCAGGAAUGUUUUGUGUGAAAGUUGUUUCAUCGUUUUAUGAGGCUUGCUCAUCGUCUAUCCUAAGGUCGACAAAUGGUGUUUUGGCCGUAAUCUGCAGCAUUUUGGUUUAUGAAGUAAUCACCCAGUUGAGGCCUACUCUGGAUGAAAGGAAAGCAACUGCUUUUGCUGUAGUAAUGGCGUUGUACCCCCUCCACUGGUUCUUCACUUUUCUUUACUACACUGAUGUAGCAUCUGUUACUGCUGUGCUUGCUACUUACCUGGCAUGUCUUAAAAGGAAGUAUGCCUGCAGUGCAUUGCUUGGAUUGUUCGCAGUAUUGCUACGACAAACAAACAUCAUCUGGAUAUUAUUUGUUGCUUGCAUUGGGAUUAUAAACUGCACUCUUGUCCAUGAAGAAACUGAUGGGAAAAAAAUUGAUAGUAUCGAUGUAUCAGCAGAAAGAGAUGGUCAGGAGACACUCAGUGUCAGAGAGCGCUCCAUCUUGAGAAAGCGCAGGCUUGGUACUUCUGAGAAUUCUGUCAAUCAUUAUAGUCAGAUGACAAACUCUCCUUCCCUUGUUUAUUCAUCAGGUAUAAUUGAUGAAGUCAAUUGCUUGUUGCUAAGGAUGUGGCAUCUGAAGUGGAAGCUGUUGUUUUCCUUUAGUCCCUUUUUAUUAGUGUUGGUUGCUUUUGUUGCUUUUGUUCUUUGGAAUGGAAGCAUAGUUCUCGGUGCAAAAGAUGCACAUGCAGUCUCAGCACAUGUGGCACAAAUUUUGUAUUUCGGUUUGGUUUCUGCUUUGUUUAUUGCUCCUCUUCACUUCACGCCUAACCACAUAGCCUUUUAUGUCCGGUCGUUUUGGAGUAACAAAUUCCGUAGUAUUAUUCAGUGGUUCAUGGCACUCAGUGUUGGAUUCCUCUCCGUUCACUUCUUCAGCAUAGCCCAUCCUUACCUUCUUGCGGAUAAUCGACAUUACCCAUUUUACAUUUGGAGGAAGAUUAUUAACGCUCACUGGGCAAUGAAGUAUCUUCUGGUUCCCCUUUAUGUUUACUCUUGGUUCUCCAUCCUAAGAAAUCUGGAAAAAUCUCGAAAGAAGAUAUGGGUGUUGGUUUAUUUUGUGUGUUGUGUUGCGACUCUUGUUCCAGCUCCACUGAUAGAAUUCAGAUACUACACAAUACCAUUCUUUUUCCUGGUUUUGCAUUGUGAAGAUAUUUUUGAUUACAGGAGCCUUGUCUUGAUGGGCAUGGCUUAUGUGACUAUCAAUGUCUUCACAAUGGUCAUGUUCUUGUUUAGGCCCUUCAAGUGGGACCAUGAACCCGGGCUCCAGAGGUUCAUAUGGUAAAAACACACACUUGUACAAACUUCCCAUUUAGACAUAAUAUUGAAUUUUGGUUGAUUACUAAACUAUUUGAAUCCUUAAACGCAAGUUAUAACUUUAUUAA